GGGCAAGGCUUAUCCCCUUGAUCUCGUGCCUGCUCCAGACCACAAUAUUCAAACCUGCAAGCCCGAGUUGGGGUACCACUUGUCGUGCCCACUGCUGAAUUACUGUCUCCGGGCUGUGAUUCUGCUACGCACUCGCAUUGUGGACCCCUCGCAAUUCUCCCCCUCUCCCCGCCCCUCCUCCGCCCCUCCUGCGGGCACCUGCGCUCGCAUUCAACUGCAACUUCGUCGCGCACCAACCUCCAAGGGAGUCCUGAUAUCCGCGCUCGAGACACCACUAGGCAACUACAUCCUCGCCAAUGGAGAUCACAGCCGAGGAUCUCCCGGCCCUGCUUGCCGAUGACACCGCGGUCAAGCUCGCGGGCGUCGACGUCGACGGCAUGCUCCGCGGCAAGCUCGUCUCCAAGAAGAAGUUCCUGUCCAUCGCCGAGGCCGGCUUCGGCUUUUGCUCGGUCGUUUUCGGCUGGGACAUGCACGACAUGACGUACAUACGGGAGCUGAAGGUCAGCAACAAGGAGAACGGGUACAGGGACAUCAUUGCCGUGCCGGACCUCAGCAGCUUCCGCCGCAUCCCGUGGGAGAACAACGUGCCCUUCUUUCUGGUCAGCUUCUUCGACCCCGACACGAAGGCCCCCGUGUCGGCAUGUCCCAGGGGUCUUUUGAAAACCCAGGUGGAGAAGUUCGCGGCCAAGGGCUACGCGGCCAUGGCAGGAGCCGAGUACGAGUUCUACCAGUUCAAAACCCCCAGCACCGCUUCCGGCGGCACCCCAUCAACCGCCGCAUACCUCAGAGAGAACACCCCUCAGUCACUCCCGCCCCUGACGGAGGGCAUGUUCGGCUACAGCCUGACGCGGCCGGUCCACAACAAAGACUACUACUACGACGUCUUCAACACCUGCCAGGCGUUCCGGUGCGACCUGGAGGGCUGGCACACCGAGAGCGGGCCGGGCGUGUACGAGGCGGCCCUCGAGUUCGGCGAGAUCAGCCAGAUGGCCGACCGGGCGAGCCUGUUCAAGUACGUCGUCAAGUCCGUGGCCACGCGGCACGGCAUCACGCCGUGCUUCAUGGCCAAGCCGCGGCAGGGGCUGCCGGGGAACAGCGGGCACAUGCACGUGUCCCUGGUCGACGCCAGCAGCGGCAACAACCUGCUGUACCGCGGGGAGCCGGACCCGGACCCGCCCUACCCGGACGUGGCCUACCUGUCCGACCUGGGCCGGCACUUCCUGGCCGGCAUCCUGGACGGGCUGCCGGACGUCAUGCCCAUGGUGGCGCCGACGAUCAACAGCUACAAGCGGCUGGUGGAGAACUUCUGGGCGCCCGUCACGGUCUCGUGGGGGCUGGAGCACCGCGCCGCCUCGAUCCGGCUGAUCGCCCCGCCGACGGCCAAGCCGGGCGCCACGCGCUUCGAGAUCCGCGUCCCCGGCGCCGACGCGAACCCGUACUACGUGCUGGCGGCCGUCCUGGCGCUGGGCUGGCGCGGCGUCGAGCGGAAGCUGCAGAUCCCCUGCCCCCCGCUCGGCAAGGGCGAGGACGUCGGCGGCACCGCCGAUAAGGGAGUCCGCCUGGCCAGAAGCCUGCGCGAGGCGAACGACCGGUUCAUGCGCCCGGGAAGCAUCGCGAGAGAGGUGUUUGGCGACGAGUUUGUCGACCAUUUCGGCGGCACGAGAGAGCACGAGAUCCGCCUUUGGGAUGAGGCCGUUACUGAUUGGGAGAUGAGGAGAUAUAUUGAAACUGUAUGAUUCGUGGGGGGGAGGA
This is a messenger RNA of Thermothielavioides terrestris NRRL 8126, 1752 nucleotides long. RefSeq lists its product as uncharacterized. NCBI's taxonomy places the organism in Eukaryota, Fungi, Ascomycota, Sordariomycetes, Sordariales, Chaetomiaceae. Gene Ontology annotation, molecular function: glutamine synthetase activity. The record is from RefSeq and is a predicted model, not a curated record. Bases 297 to 1736 code for a protein of 479 amino acids. The transcript has 3 exons.